UUUGCUGGUUGAUUUUAAUUCGGUGGUUAGGCAAUCGAUCAUGGACGGCGACCAGGACGCGGAGUUGCAGGCGUUACGAGCGAGGCGUAUGGCAGAAAUGCAAGCUCAGUACGGUGGGGGUCAAGAGGAUGAGAAGAAGAAAGCUGAAGCCCAGAGAGAACAGGAGCUGCAAAAGAACUCAAUAUUGUCUCAAAUACUCGAUCAAGCUGCUAGAGCAAGAUUGAACACCAUUGCCCAAGUGAAGCCCGAAAAAGCACAAAAAGUUGAAGGCAUGUUGAUCCAGAUGGCUCAGACGGGACAGCUGGGUGGCAAGGUGACUGAGAAUCAAUUAAAGUCCUUACUAGAGCAAGUCAGUCAAGUAACCCAGAAGAAAACGGUUGUCAAGUUUGAUCGACGACGACAUGCUGUAGAUUCAGAUGACGACGAGUAUGGCUAAGAGACGGUAGCUCUACUGUACUUGUCUGUCCAUUGUCUUUGACAGAAAGGUUAUCCUUGUGUUCAUGCACCAUACAAAAUAACAAUACGAAUUGCUCAUUGACUAAUCAAAAAUACUUUAAUGUGUAAAAGCAAUGUAAGCAUGGCACCAA
Corticium candelabrum is the source of this 587-nucleotide messenger RNA. Its product is annotated as programmed cell death protein 5-like. The transcript is spliced from 5 exons. Gene Ontology annotation, cellular component: nucleus; cytosol. NCBI's taxonomy places the organism in Eukaryota, Metazoa, Porifera, Homoscleromorpha, Homosclerophorida, Plakinidae. Gene Ontology annotation, molecular function: DNA binding. The record is from RefSeq and is a predicted model, not a curated record. The coding region runs from base 41 to 436 and encodes 131 amino acids.